Messenger RNA from Mirounga angustirostris (Northern elephant seal), 1143 nucleotides. It is a transcript of the gene TMED1, whose product is annotated as transmembrane p24 trafficking protein 1. The record is from RefSeq and is a predicted model, not a curated record. Bases 31 to 714 code for a protein of 227 amino acids. Gene Ontology annotation, cellular component: endoplasmic reticulum-Golgi intermediate compartment; endoplasmic reticulum; Golgi apparatus. Lineage: Eukaryota; Metazoa; Chordata; Mammalia; Carnivora; Phocidae. Gene Ontology annotation, biological process: Golgi organization; intracellular protein transport; endoplasmic reticulum to Golgi vesicle-mediated transport. The transcript has 4 exons.
GACCUCUUAGCAGACCGUAGGGUGACCCGGAUGAUGGCGGCCGGAGCGGCCCUAGCCUUGCCACUGUGGCUACUACUGCUGCCGGUGGGGACUGGGGGGGCAGGGCCCCCACCGAUCCAGGACGGCGAGUUCACGUUCCUGCUGCCUGCGGGGAGGAAGCAGUGCUUCUACCAGUCUGCGCCGGCCAACGCAAGCCUCGAGACCGAGUACCAGGUGAUCGGAGGUGCUGGACUGGACGUGGAUUUCACGCUGGAGAGCCCUCAGGGCGUUCUGCUGGUCAGUGAGUCCCGCAAGGCAGAUGGGGUGCACACGGUGGAGCCCACGGAAGCUGGGGACUACAAGCUGUGCUUUGACAACUCCUUCAGCACAAUCUCUGAGAAGCUGGUGUUCUUCGAACUCAUUUUUGACAGCCUGCAGGAUGACGAGGAGGUCGAGGGCUGGGCAGAGGCUGUGGAGCCUGAGGAGAUGCUGGAUGUCAAGAUGGAGGACAUCAAGGAGUCCAUCGAGACCAUGAAGACCCGGUUGGAACGUAGCAUCCAGAUGCUGACGCUCCUGCGGGCCUUUGAGGCACGUGACCGCAACCUGCAGGAGGGCAACCUGGAGCGGGUCAACUUCUGGUCUGCGGUGAACAUGGCCGUGCUGCUGCUGGUCGCCGUGCUCCAGGUCUGCACGCUCAAGCGCUUUUUCCAGGACAAGCGCCCUGUGCCCACUUAGCCCCAGAAGGAAGACAGGGAAAGGAGGGGCAGCAGGGCACAUGUGUGUGAGAUCUGGGGGUCCUUUCCCCAAACUUAGUUUCCUAUGGGAGGGGAGGCCACGCAGUCAUGGCCCUGAGGUCCUCGUGUGUCUCCUCCCUGCCAGGGGCCAGGCUGGAAACCCUUGUUGGCUUGGCUGACAGGCCUGGGCCCUCCAGGAGGGACAGCUCAGUGGCUGCACCUGCUUUCCUGGAAAUUGUGCAUGGACGGGGAGGGCACUGCAGCAUUUGCAUGUGACCCUUGGAUAUUCUGGCCCCUUGCCGUGUCCCCUCUGGUAAAUGUGUGUGCCUUAGCCUGAGUCCCAGCCUGCACAGGCACUGCUUGGUGUGGGAUGGGGCCCAGGAAGCAAACUCUCCCUUCCCUUCCCUCCUGGCCUUCUGAGCCAGGGUAC